Molecule: messenger RNA, 5606 nt
Organism: Nymphaea colorata (pocket water lily)
Lineage: Eukaryota; Viridiplantae; Streptophyta; Magnoliopsida; Nymphaeales; Nymphaeaceae
Product: zinc finger CCCH domain-containing protein 19-like
Exons: 10
Coding region: 236-5431 (1731 amino acids)
Molecular function (GO): protein binding; metal ion binding; DNA binding
Source: RefSeq, a predicted model, not a curated record
UCUACCGACGAGGGCCAAAGCGAACCGACCUUCUUCACUAGCUGCAGGGGAGGACGAGACGACGAUGGGCGAAAACUCUGAAGGACAUCAGGAAGGUUAACUAAUCGAUCCCGAGAGGAGGAACACGAAAGAGGAGGGCACAUACCCUGAUACUCCUCCCGUUAUCUCCCGGCCAUUUAUCGGCUAGAACCGCCGAACCGGUGAUUUCGAGGUUGGUCUGACGGAGAAACUCGCCAUGGACGAAGAAGGUGCUGUCGACGUUUACCGGCCGUUGCAAUUCGAUGGUUCACUGCCUGAGGAGCCGGUGGAGGAGGAGAACGUCUCCAGGGAAUCGGCUCUCCCCUCCUGCGAAGGCGAGGAUAUGCAGCAGCUCAUGGGAUCGCCCGCCCAUGAAGACCUUGUUGGUGGCGCAUCGUUGGACGACGAACCGCGAGACGUGGAAAUGGUGGGGCCUGAGGCCCUCGAGGCGGAGGAGGAAGGUGACGAUCUGGAGUCGAGCCAGAGCGGGGGAGGGAAAAGGAAGAGGGGGAAGAAGGGGGCGAAGGCACAGCUGAAGCCACAGGGAAAAAAGAACGCGGAGGAGGACGUAUGCUUCAUUUGUUUCGAUGGUGGAGAGCUUGUACUCUGCGACCGCAGGUUCUGCCCGAAAGCGUACCACCCGACGUGUAUUAAUCGCGAUGACGCCUUCUUUCAGAAGAAGGGCCGCUGGAACUGCGGUUGGCAUCUAUGUAGCAUUUGCCGGAAAGCUGCCCAUUUUAUGUGCUAUACUUGUACGUAUUCUCUCUGUAAAAGAUGCAUUAAAGAAGCUGACUUCUUCUGUGUGAGAUCCAACAAAGGCCUUUGCAGUAACUGUAUGAGACUCGUUACACUCAUAGAAGACAAGGAUGCAAGGACAGAACCAGUUGAAGUAGAUUUUGAUGAUAAAAGUAGCUGGGAGUAUUUGUAUAAAGAGUAUUGGUUAGAUGUCAAGCACAAGCUGUCUUUAACUUCUGCAGAAAUAACUCAUGCUAGUAAUCCAUACAAAGAAUCUGAAGCUCCUGCCCAUGAUGUGGCUUCAUCUGAUGAUGAUCUUGACAAUGAUAACAAUGAUAUGAAUUAUAGUCCUCAUAACUCCUCAGGAGACCUUGAACUGGGUAAAUCAGCACCUAAGAGGCAAAUGAAAAGGCGGAAAGCCAGUACUGCAGAAGAGAUGAUUUCAAAUAUGCAGCAGGAUAUGCCUAUAGAUGGGCUUUCUGAAUCAAAUAACUCUCAAGAAUGGGCUUCAAAAGAGCUGUUGGAUUUAGUUGAACACAUGGGGGGUGGUAAAUCUGUAUUAUCUCUCUUUGAAGUUCAAUCUCUGCUAAUGGAUUAUGUAACUAAGUAUAAGCUUCGUGACCCUCGUAAGAAGAGUCAGAUAAUUUGUGAUGCAAGACUCCAAAAUCUAUUUGGUAGAACUCGUCUUGGCCAUUUUGAAAUGUUAAAACUUAUUGAGUCUCACAUUCUUGUCAAGGAGACCUCGUCUCUUGCCGCUGAAAAUGAAGCCCAAGGAAGAAUCACAGAUGAUGGGACUGCAGAAGUUGAAGUUGAGGGAAAUGCAGCUGCGAAGACUGGGUCAGAGAAAAAACGUAAAAUUAAGAGAAAACCUGAGGAGAGCACACCACCGAACAAUACAAAUGAUUAUGCAGCAAUAGAUGUACACAACAUAAGCUUAGUUUACUUGCGACGGAACUUGGUGGAGGAUUUGCUGGAUGAUCUAGAGACAUUCAAAGAUAAAAUUGUUGGCUCAUUUGUGAGAAUCAGGAUUCCUGGUUCGGUUAACAAACAAGAUAUGUACAGGCUUGUCCAAGUUGUGGGUACUAGUAGAGCAUCUGAAGCAUAUAAAACUUCCAAGAAAUCGACUGAUCUCAUGCUGGAGGUAUUAAAUUUGAAUAAAACGGAAACUGUGACAAUUGAUUCUAUUUCAAAUCAAGAGUUUUCUGAGGAAGAAUGCAAGCGGCUGCGUCAGAGCAUAAAGUAUGGCUUCAUUAGCCGCUUAACUGUGGGUGAGAUUCAAGAGAAAGCAAAGAAGCUUCAGCAUGUAAAAGUUAACGAUUGGUUUGAAACCGAGCUAUUGAGGCUCAGUCAUCUUCGUGAUCGAGCUAGUGAGAAAGGCCGUCGAAAAGAGCUCAGAGAAUGUGUAGAGAAAAUCCAGGUUCUCAGUGAUCCUGAUGAGCGAGCUCGGAGACUACAGGAAGUUCCUGAAGUGCAUGCUGAUCCAAAUAUGGAUCCAAACUAUGAGUCUGAUGAAAAAGAGGAUGAACUGGAAGAUCGGAAAAAAGAGAACUUUUCACGACCUAGGGACACUGGAUAUUUUAGAAGAGCAUCUGAUGCAAUUUCUCCUAGAAAGGUGGCUGCUGGUGAUGCCUUGGAGGGUUUAAGGAAAAGUUCAAAUAGCCCUUGGGAAAGAAACAAGAGCUCUUCUACAUGGGGGGAACCUAGAAAAGAGAAAUGCCAGAAUAGCAUUAAUGAUAAUGCUGGGAGCCAAAGGAAAAGUUCAUAUUCUCAUUAUGGCGACCAAGCAAGUGAAAUGACAAACAAUGCUUUGUGGAAUCAAACAUCUGAUAGCCCCCCUGGUACACUUCCUGAAAAUCGACCACUACCUCAAAUGGCUAGUUUGAUAGCAUCAACUGGUGUGAGUGAGACAGACAAGGUGUGGCACUAUUGUGAUCCCUCUGGGAGAAUUCAGGGGCCCUUUUCUAUGGUUCAGUUGCGUAAGUGGAGUAGAACAGGGUAUUUUCCUGCAGAUCUUCGAAUAUGGAGGAUGACAGAAAAGCAAGAGGGAUCUAUAUUGCUCACUGAUGCUCUGGCAGGAAAAUUUCAGAAGGAACCAUCCCCGAUGGAACAGAAAGGAAGUUAUGCAGCAGCUGCCAAUUGGAGCACAAACCAAGAUUGGGGUCGGCCUGGAAAUAAUAUCGUUAUUCGGACAGACAAUGGACCAAAUGAUGGGAAUAGGAAAUAUAUUAGUGGUAGUGCUGAAGUAAUGAGAAAUGAUGGGCGACAAAAUCAGUCAACCGUUUGGGCGAGUUCAUCCAUGGAAACACUUGAGCUGAAGAAAGGACACACUGGAAGUUCCUCUCAUGAUUGGGGUUCAUCAAAAGUGUCGAAUACCUUUUCAAGUGAACGUCUGGGACAUGGCCCUGGCCCUGGGCCUUCUUUGUCAUAUGGAAUGCCUUUCCAACAAUCUAAAGAAAGUCAGGAUGGGAUUUCAGCAACCUUCUCACAUGCUUGGAAUCCUUCAACGCCUUCAAAAGUGCAAACUGGAUCUUGUAAUACGAGCCAUGUUUAUGGUAAGCAUCUGGACAGUUCGGCAGCUUCAUUACAGUCAACAGAAGGUGGUCUCAAAGUUCAUAUUACAAAUAUACCUUCGGAGGAAUGGACACGGUCAACAUUACUUGCAAGUCCAACCCCUGCAGAAAGUCAGAGUGGUAUGCAUGGUGGUGAAGGUGAUUGGUCAGAUUUACCAACUCCAACUCCAAAAUCUGCUGGUGGAGGAUGGCUAAAUGAACAAAGUUCUGAAGCCAAAACAGUUGGUGCUCCUCAAGUUUUUGUUCAACCAAUGAGCCCCGUGAAUAGUUUGGAACAGCGUUUUGCUGCAUCAGCUCAGCCUGCUGUGACACUGGCAGCGAGGAAUGAACUAAGACCAACAUCUGGCACACCUACAGUCUCAGGGUGGGAUUCUGCUCCUUCGAUGAUGGCACCAACUCAAGUGGGGGUUGUUGGAAAUCUUAAGAACGCUGGAAUUGUUUCUUCUGGUUCAGCUUUUGAACCUCCAGCAGAUGUUUGUGAUGGAAAAUCACUGUAUUCCUUGAGUGCAGAUAAAGGUCUUGUAGAUCAAACCCUUCAUAACAGCCGAGAUAAUGGAUCAUCUAAUGCCUUCAGUUGGAUGGGCGGUGAAUACACAGAAAAGGCACAAGCAGAUAGUGGUGAGGAUACUUCUUUAGUUGUUGAUGCACACAUGGUAAAGCCUGAUUCUUCAAAGAAUAUGACUGGUUCUUCAGCUAGCCCUGCAGCACUAGUCAUGCCCACCAGGAAUGAUUUAGCUGGUGAGCAUGUAGAAGGGGGUGCCUCCAAGUCUCUGCCCAAAUCUGUGGUGGGUAGAGAUAGUCUGCUUGCUGAUCAGGACCUUGCAGGUGGUCAGUUCAGUUCCGUAGGUGAUCUAACUCCUAAAGAUGGUGUGGCAUAUGAUUUGGUGACUGAUGAGUUGGGUCAACGUGGUAGUCAGCCAGUUUCUGAGCUUCUUCUUAAGGCUGCUCUUGCAGAGAAGGUUCAAAAUGCUGCUGUAUCACCUUCAAAUUCUGGUUUGCAUUCUCUGGCAGAUAGCUCCAAGAAAGUCUGGUACGGGGCAUCACUUUCUGUUUCAGUCAAAGGUUCCCCUGAAAAUGAUGUUUCAGUUCAUGGUGGUUCAGGAAAGAGUGCUUCAGUAUCUGAUGCCUACCCCAAAUCAGCUGUUUGUCAAGAAAGUCAGGCUUCUGAAAUAGUUCACCAAGUGAUUUCUGGCACUUCAAUAACCAAAAGAGUUGAAGGCUCUUCCCCUGUUUCUAAUAGUGUGGCCCUGUCACGAGGCCCCGAUUCCAAAGGUGAGCGGGCAACCAACCUGGUUUCACAUUCAUUUCCAGUUUAUGAUCAAGAUGUUGGUGUUUCUUCGGUAUCAACUAAUGCAGCAGGAUCAGCCUCCUUGGCUUCUGGAGCCAAGGGCGCGCACGAUGUUCCUGCUACUUGUAGAAAUCCUGUUUCCUCUGAAAGGCAGGAUUCAGCCAUUGAUGGAUGGAGAAAUAUUCCCAGUAAAGUUCAGAAUUUUGAAGGGUUGGGCACAUUGACUGGGGACUUUUCUGCUCCAGCCACCGCAACUGCUCCAGUGGCUCCAUCUGGCAACUGGGGAAUGCCCACAAACAGAAGCAGCGGUAACAACUCCAUGCUGCCACCAGCAGCAUUAGCUGAAAAUGCUUCAAGCUGGGUGGCACAUACGGGUGAAAACAACACGAAGUCCAUUGCUUCAGAGGGUUGGGCUGUAACUUCAAGAAAUAAUUGGGGUCAGCCACCAGUAGAUACUAGUUGGAGUGGGCAAACUGAACCUUCAGCACCUAGAGGCAGUGGUUGGGGUCCGCCUAUUGAAAGUGCUAAAGUGGGAUGGAGCCCAGAACCUGGAAACACCAAUGCAAGACGGGGAAUGGAACCUGUUAACCAGAGAGGGGAAUGGGAGCAACGGAGGCAAGACUCGAACCGGCUUCCCAGUCACGGAGAUGGAGGUGGUUAUGGUGGUCAAAGCUAUGGUGGAAGGUCAUGGAGCAGGCCGUCAGGUGGCGGCAGUAGUGGCGGCUUGGGGCCCAGGUUACCUAGAGCGCAAAAAGUGUGCAAGUUCCACGAAAAUGGUUACUGUAAGAAGGGUGCUUCUUGUGAUUUCUUGCAUCCUUGAUACAGUAUGGUCGCCUGGUUGUAGGGAGUAUCUUCAUUGAUGUACAUUGUACAGUAAUUACCUUGUUAGGAGCUAGCGGGUUUCUGUGGAUUGAUUGAACGCAUUUCACCGUUCGUUGACACCCAAGUUCAACAGUGUAUUACAAUUUUGGAGCUGUAGCUUUUAUUUCUUCGUA